Molecule: messenger RNA, 1146 nt
Organism: Drosophila grimshawi
Lineage: Eukaryota; Metazoa; Arthropoda; Insecta; Diptera; Drosophilidae
Gene: Or33c
Product: odorant receptor 33c
Exons: 2
Coding region: 1-1146 (381 amino acids)
Biological process (GO): detection of chemical stimulus involved in sensory perception of smell; sensory perception of smell
Cellular component (GO): plasma membrane
Molecular function (GO): olfactory receptor activity; odorant binding
Source: RefSeq, a predicted model, not a curated record
AUGGUCAUCGACAGUACACGGGCCUAUCGUCCCUUGUGGAUCUGCUUUCGAGUACUGGUUCCGACGUUUUUUGGAGCUCGGUCACGUACGGUUUUUGUACUCAUGGUGAUAGUGCAUUUUCUGAUAACUGUUAUGUUUCCAUUGCAUCUGCUGUUGGGUCUGAUGUUGCAGGGGACACCAGCCGAACGGCUGAAGAACCUAACGUUAAGUAUAUUAUCUACCGCGUGCAGUUUGAAGCACAUCAUGCACGUGUGGCACCUGCCGCAGAUGAUGGAGAUUGAAAAACUACUGCAUGAACUGGAUAAGAGUGUCCAGAGUGACGAGGAACAUCACUAUUGCCAGGAGACGCUGCAGUGUCAUGUUAAUCGCAUCACUCGCUGCAUUUAUACAAGUUUCGCCGUCGUCUACAUAGCGUACAUUCCCACUAUCCUUCUGGCUAUUUUGGCAGAGCCCCGUGAAUUAUUGUAUGUGGCCUGGUUGCCCUUCGACUGGCGGCAGAGUGGCUUGCAUUAUAGCUUGGCCUUUAGCUAUCAGAUUCUCAGCAUUAUGAUCGAAUGUAUGCAGGCUCUAGCUAAUGAUAUUUAUUCCCCGCUAACGUUGUGCUAUGUGAGCGGUCAUAUUCAUCUGCUUGGCAUACGUGUGUCGCGUCUAGGAGUUUAUCAAAAAAGCGAGAGGCAAACUCGUCAGCAAUUGCGUGCCUGUUUCGAGGAUUACAGUCUAUUAAUGAGACUAUAUCAGCUGACGAGAGAGACGAUUAGCAGUGUACAGUUCAUACAAGUGGUGUUCUGUGGCACAAAUCUCUGCAUAGUCGUCUCCUAUGUGCUAUUAUUUGUGAGGGACACGCUGUCGCUGAUGUAUAAUGCCGUUUUAUUUAUCGUCAUCUGCCUGCAGCUCUUUCCCAGCUGCUAUUUUGCCAGUGAUGUUGCUGAGGAAGCGUGUCAACUGCCCUAUGCCAUCUUCUCGAGCAAUUGGUAUGAACAAUCGGCCCAUAUACGACGCAAUAUACUCGUCUUUACUCAAUUGACGUUAAGAGUGGCAAAUCAAAGGAUGAUGGCCGGAUUCCUUGAGCUCAAUCUGAAUACAUUUUUUACCACGUUGAAAAUGGCAUAUUCGCUCUUCGCUGUGGUGUCGCAAGUUAAGAAUUAA